AUGGCCAGGGAGGAACUUGUUAGAAUGUUACAGAUCAUCACACAAAAACUUGAGAAUAUGGAGAAAUUUCAAGAGGAGAAUGAGGAGUAUAAAAAAAGGCAAGAGGUGAGGAUGAAUGCCAUAGCUGGUAUGGCUUUACAAGCAACUAGAAAACUGAGUUUCCUUGAAAAUAAUGAUAAUAGUGAAACUUAUGGCCCUAGGCAGAAUGAUGAUGAUAGAGGCCUUAAGAUUGAUCUACCCGAUUUUGAUUGUGGUCAUGAUAGUGAGUCUUUCCUUGAUUGGGUAAGGCAAAUUGAAAUCAUGUUUGAGUAUAAAGGCUAUGAUGAUAGGAGGAGGUUUAAACUGGCCAUUUUAAAACUCAAAAGUCUUGCUGCCCUAUGGUAUGAAAAUCUUAAGUCACAAAGAAGAAGGGAAGGGAAAGAGAAACUUGAUUCGUGGGAGAGACUAAAGAAAAAAAUGAAAGAGAAAUGGGGGCAUAUUGCAUCCGAAUGCCCUAGCAAAAAUGUCUUGACCGCAACUCAAUGUGCUCUAAUGGAUGAGGAAGAGAAACUCUAUCAUUUCAUUGCGGAUGAGGAUGAAUGUGAUAAGUUCGACAAUGAGUAUGAUGAGGAUAUACCACCUAAAAGUGAGAGCAAUAUGAUUGGAGUUGUGAGGAGAAUCUUGUAUAGUGAGCCUAAGAGUGACUUAAGGAAAAGAAACAAUAUGUUUCAUACUAGAUGUAAGGUUGGAGAAAAGACUUGUAAUGUUAUAGUUGAUGGUGGUGCCCAAACAGAUGUGAUCUCAUCCAAAGCUGUGAGUAAGUUGAAGCUUCAAACCAGGGAUCAUAAUGAGCCAUAUAAGCUUAAUUGGUUGAGUGAUGGAACUGAGGUUCGAUUCAAUAAGCAAGCCUUGGUUGCCUACUCCAUAGGCGGGUUUGAAGAUGAAAGAUGGUGUGAUAUUCUUCCAAUGGAUGCGUGUCACUUACUUCUUGGGAGACCUUGGCAGUUUAACCAUGAUACGGAGCACAAAGGUAAAUCAAAUGUAUAUAUUGUAACUAUCAAAGAAGGCAGAAAAGUUAGAUUGUUGCCUUUACCUCCCAAAGUUGCUAAGAAAGAAAAAGAGAAAAGCAACUUUCUUAUAACUUGUAAUGAAUUUGAAAAAAUAGUGGAAGAAAUAGGGGGUGGGUAUGCUUUAGUUGUAUGGGCCAAAGAAAAAAAGGGUACUUAUUGUGAUAACUCAUCAUCCCUUAAUGAGUUAUUAGAAGAGUACAAAGAUGUUAUUUCGGAUAACUUACCAAAAGGCCUUCUGCCACUUAGAGGCAUUGAGCAUGCCAUCGAUUUGAUUCCUGGGGCAUCCUUACCUAACAAGGCAGCCUAUAGAUGCAAUCCGAAAGAAAGUGAGGAACUUCAAAGGUUGAGAGGGCAGAAGUUGUAUGAAAAACUAGAAAAAUAUACUUUCAUGACUUCUAGUGUUGUAUUCCUAGGAUAUAUUAUAACAGGAGAGGGGGUGCAUGUAGAUCUCGAGAAGGUCAAGGCAGUACAAUCUUGGUUGGCUCCGAAGAAUGUGCACGAGGUGUUUGAGGUGGAAUGUGAUGCAAGCGGGAUUGGGAUUAGUGCAGUAUUGAUCCAAGAAAGAAAACCACUGAGCUAUUUUAGCGAGAAACUCAAUGGGGAUAAAUUGAACUACUCAACCUAUGAUAGAGAGUUUUAUGCGGUGGUUAGAGCCCUUAAUCAUUGGUCUCACUACCUUAGACCAAAAUCAUUUGUUCUUCAUUCUGAUCAUGAGGCCUUAAAGUUCAUCCAUGGGCAACAAAAACUCAACAAGGGGCAUGCAAAGUGGGUAGAAUUCCUUCAAACCUUCACUUUUAGCUCCAAGUACAAAGAUGGGAAAAGCAACGUAGUGGCCGAUGCUUUAUCAAGAAGAAGCUACUUACUUUCCAUGGUUGAUGACAAAAUCUUAGGUUUUGAACAACUCAAGGAGUACUACAAAAAUGAUCCUGAUUUUUCAAGUGAGAUGGAGAAUCCUACUAGUCAGUUUGUACGUCAAGAAGGAUUCCUCUUCAAAGUGGAGAGAUGUGCUACUUGCCAAAAGGCUAAGGGACACUUCAAAAGGGGUCUCUACACACCACUGCUGAUUCCGGAUAGACCAUGGGAUAGUGUAAGCAUGGACUUUAUUGUAGGCUUGCCAAGAACACAAAGAGGAAGGGAUAGCAUCAUGGUAGUAGUAGAUAGAUUCUCUAAAAUGGCACACUUUGUAGCUUGUAAUAAAAUAGAUGAUGCAGUAAGAGUAGCCGAGCUGUACUUCAAGGAAAUUGUCAAGCUGCAUUCCUUAAAGUAUAGUCUCCGAUAG
Ricinus communis (castor bean) is the source of this 2328-nucleotide messenger RNA. RefSeq lists its product as uncharacterized. The coding region runs from base 1 to 2328 and encodes 775 amino acids. The transcript has 5 exons. NCBI's taxonomy places the organism in Eukaryota, Viridiplantae, Streptophyta, Magnoliopsida, Malpighiales, Euphorbiaceae. The record is from RefSeq and is a predicted model, not a curated record. Gene Ontology annotation, molecular function: nucleic acid binding.